Molecule: messenger RNA, 426 nt
Organism: Tremella mesenterica DSM 1558
Lineage: Eukaryota; Fungi; Basidiomycota; Tremellomycetes; Tremellales; Tremellaceae
Exons: 3
Coding region: 1-426 (141 amino acids)
Cellular component (GO): mitochondrion
Molecular function (GO): thiosulfate-cyanide sulfurtransferase activity
Source: RefSeq, a predicted model, not a curated record
AUGGUUGUCCGUACAUUAAUCACCCGUAGUGCUUGGGCGAGUAAAGAUCCUAUUAUCAGUUAUAAAGAGUUGAAACCUUUGACUCAACAACCUACCGAUGAAAUCAUCAUCAUUGACGUUCGUGAACCCGAUGAAGCGGCUUUAGGGAUGAUACCUUCCGCCGUAAACUUGCCAAUGUCGGAAAUACAAAAAGCUUUAGAUGUCAAGAUGAACCCUGGGGAUUUCCAACGGAAAUUCGCUUUCCCUAAACCAGCCCUUUCGCAGAACAUAAUCUUUUACUGUCGUUCGGGCAAACGAUCAGCUACCGCUUCCGAACUAGCGGAGAAUCUGGGAUAUCACAACGUUCGAAAUUACGUCGGGAGCUGGCUUGACUGGAGCAAGCGACAAGAGACCAAACCUAAUUCUGAAGAUGAAGAUGAAGACUAG